AAUCAAAACCUCGACCAUGAAUACUCAAUACCCAGCACCGUCAAGUUCACUUGGCUGGGAACCUACUUUUUCCUCUCUCUGGUCCUCACUCUCUACAACAAGCUGGUCCUUGGCAUGUUUCACUUUCCCUGGCUUCUAACGUUCCUCCACACUUCUUUCGCCAGUCUGGGAACAUAUGCCAUGCUGCAAAUGGGCUACUUCAAGCUCUCACGCCUCGGUCGUCGCGAAAACCUUUCCCUCGUCGCCUUCAGCGCUCUCUUUACCGCCAACAUUGCCGUUUCCAACCUGUCCCUGGCCAUGGUUUCUGUUCCUUUCUACCAGACAAUGCGCAUGCUUACCCCCAUCUUUGCCAUUGUCAUUUUCCGCGUGUGGUAUGGCCGAACAUAUAGCACAAUGACAUAUCUCUCUCUCGUUCCUUUGAUCAUCGGUGCUACUAUGACCACCGCCGGUGAAAUGAGCUUCUCAGACGCCGGAUUCCUCCUCACCAUCCUGGGUGUCAUUCUUGCUGCCCUCAAGACUGUUGUUACCAACCGAUUCAUGACCGGAUCAUUGGCCCUCCCUCCCGUCGAGUUCCUCAUGCGCAUGUCUCCCCUCGCCGCUCUCCAGGCUCUGGCCUGUGCCACGGCUUCUGGAGAGGUUGCCGGCUUCCGCGCGCUCGUCAGAAGCGGCGAAAUUAAUCUUGCGCCCGCGUCUGCUUCUCUUGCUGGCAACGGUUUCUUGGCGCUACUUCUCAACAUCUCAUCCUUCAAUACCAACAAGCUGGCCGGCGCCCUGACCAUGACCGUCUGCGGCAACCUCAAGCAAUGCUUGACUGUCAUGCUUGGUAUUUUCCUAUUCAACGUCAGUGUGGAUUUCCUCAAUGGCGCCGGCAUGGCCGUCACAAUGAUGGGAGCUGCCAUCUACAGCAAGGCCGAGCUAGACAACAAAAACAAAAAG
Trichoderma atroviride IMI 206040 is the source of this 936-nucleotide messenger RNA. RefSeq lists its product as uncharacterized. Gene Ontology annotation, cellular component: Golgi apparatus. Gene Ontology annotation, molecular function: antiporter activity. NCBI's taxonomy places the organism in Eukaryota, Fungi, Ascomycota, Sordariomycetes, Hypocreales, Hypocreaceae. The record is from RefSeq and is a predicted model, not a curated record.